Epithele typhae is the source of this 2751-nucleotide messenger RNA. Its product is annotated as fungal-specific transcription factor domain-containing protein. Gene Ontology annotation, molecular function: DNA-binding transcription factor activity, RNA polymerase II-specific; DNA binding; zinc ion binding. The transcript is spliced from 14 exons. Gene Ontology annotation, biological process: DNA-templated transcription; regulation of DNA-templated transcription. The coding region runs from base 1 to 2751 and encodes 916 amino acids. NCBI's taxonomy places the organism in Eukaryota, Fungi, Basidiomycota, Agaricomycetes, Polyporales, Epitheliaceae. The record is from RefSeq and is a predicted model, not a curated record.
AUGUCCUCGCCCGAGGAAGACUACAACGAUGACUUCGGCCAGAACGCCAAGAAACGCAGGAUCCAGCGCGCCUGCGACAUGUGUCGCCGCAAGAAAAGCGAUGCCGCUCAGAUGGCCGGCAACCGGUGUUCAAACUGUGUAUCCUACCGAUUGGAGUGCACCUAUGUCGAGGCUGCAAAGAAGCGCGGACCUCCGAAGGGUUACGUCGAGAGCCUCGAAACCCGCCUCGAGAAGAUGGAGAACUUGCUGAACAAGCUGUGCCCUAACGCCGACUUCUCCAAAGAGCUCGGUGGCUCUUUCGACCGCGAUGGGUGGACUACCGACCGCGGUGACGCUCUCGGCGGUUCGGGAUUUAGCAUCCCCACCACGCCCGGCCCCGGGACCAUCAGCUCUCCUCCAGCGCUAUCGUCCUCGGCGGGCACACCCUCGCACGAGGCGGACGAGUUCGACCCGUCGGACGACGAGAUCGUCGCCCAGCGUACCAUCGUUCAGAACCUGAAGAAGAUGAGCGUGAACCCGAGCUCAAUGCGUUAUCACGGCAAGUCAAGCAGUCUCCUAUUCAUACAGACGGCCAUGGACCUCAAACACGAAUACGCGGGCGUCGAAAUGCCAAAUUCCUUCGAUCCCGAUGCUCCUCCCGCAUUUCUCCGCAGGCGUCAACAGUACUGGUCUUUGCACCCCUGGCUCACCUCCAACGUGCAAGACGAACACUCACCGCACAAAGACUUCCCACCCGCCGAUCUAUUAGCGACCUUGGUGGACCUCUACUUUACGAACGUGAACGACUACAUGCCGCUCCUACAUCGACCUACGCUUGAGCAGGGGAUCCGUGAGGGCAUGCAUCUACACGACGAGGGCUUCGGCUCCACGGUCUUGCUUGUGUGCGCGAACGGCUCGCGCUUCACGGACGACCCCCGCGUACUGCUCGACGGAAACGAGAUUCCCCAGAGCGCGGGCUGGAAGUGGUUCCAGCAGGUGCAGAUGGUACGCAAGAGCCUGCUUGCGCCUCCCCGACUGUACGACCUCCAGAUCUACGCGCUUACUGCGGAGUUUCUGCAAGGCACGUCCGCGCCGCAGGCGUGCUGGACGAUUAUCGGGAUCGGGAUCCGCAUGGCGCAAGACGUUGGCGCCCACCGCAAGAAAGUCUACUCGUCGACGCCGACGAUCGAGGAAGAGCUCUGGCGGCGCGCGUUCUGGUCGCUCGUUGCGAUGGACCGCACGACGUCCUUCUCGCUAGGCCGCCCGUGCGCGAUUCAAGACGAAGACUUCGACGCGGACCUCCCGACGGAGUGCGACGACGAGUACUGGGUGGCGAGCGACGCUGGUCCGGCGUUUAAGCAGCCGCCAGGGACGCCGUCAAAGAUCACCUUUUUCAACUGCUUCGUGCGCUUGCACCAGAUCCUCGCAUUCGCGAUGCGCACCAUUUACUCGAUCAACAAGAGCAAGGCGCUAUUGGGCUUCGUCGGCCAGCAGUGGGAACAGCACAUCGUCGCUGAGCUCGACUCCGCGUUGAACAAGUGGAUCGAUUCCGUGCCUGAUCACCUCCGCUGGGAUCCGACGCGCGAAAACGUCCUGUUCCUCAACCAGUCCGCCGUCCUCUUCGCCCACUACUACCAGCUCCAGAUCGCGGUGCACAGGCCGUUCAUCCCAUCCCCGCGCAAACCGUCCCCACUGUCGUUCCCCUCGCUCGCCAUCUGUACCAAUGCCGCGCGCUCGUGCAUCCACGUCUUGGACAUUCAGCACGGGCGCUCAGGCAAGCCGAUAUGGUUCUGUCAGAUGGCGCUCUUCACCGCCGGUAUCGUUCUGCUGCUCAACAUCUGGGGCGGCAAGCGCUCCGGACUCUCGACCGACCCGGCGAAGGAGAUGGCGGACGUGCACAAGUGCAUGAAGAUGCUUCGCAUACUCGAGCCGCAAUGGCACACCGCCGGCAGGCUAUGGGACAUCCUCUAUGAGCUCGCCUCGGUCGGCGACCUCCCGCUCCCGCAGGCGUCGCCCGCGCCGAGCCAGAAGCGCGAACGCGACUCGGACACGCCCAUGUCCACGUCAGCCACCCCCUUGAACGCGGUCUCGCCACCGCCGCCGCCGCCGCCGCUGCCGCCGCCGGCGAACGCGGCCACGCCCCCGGUACCACUGAGCACGCUGUGGUCGAGCACGCGCCGGCAGAAGGACGGGCCGUCGCUCGCAGCGCAGACGUUCGCGGCGCCCGUCUCCGCUCGCGCGUCCGCGGCGGCGCCGAGCUCGGAGGCGGGCUCGAGCGCGUUCACGCUCCCGCUGCACACGGAGGAGCUCGGGCGGAUGCCGCUCCACCCUGGCUUCUCGGGGACGUACACGUCCAAUUGGCAUCAGCAUCAACACCAGCAGCAGCAGCAGCAGCAACAACGACAGCAGCAACAACAACAACAGGCACACGUCCCGUUCGACCCGCGCAUGGUCACGAUGUACACCUCGAGCGGGUUCGCGGACAUGUUCGGCGGCGGGGAGCCGUCCGCGUUCGCGUCCGGGACGCCCGCAGGUGCGGGCAGCGGGGUCGGUCCGGACAUGCAGGCGAUGGCCGCCGCGGGCGCAGGAGCUGGGGCGCCGCCGGAGAUGACGUCGGAGGAGCUCGCGUUCGCGAACGGGACGCUUGCGAUGUGGUCCUCGGCGCCGCAUUCGUUCGAGUGGGAUGAUUGGGGGACGUACAUCAACAGCGUGAGCGGGAUGCAGAACCCGGGCGCGGUGGGGCCGCAUGCACAUGGUGGGCCCGGUUCGUGA